AUGCUGUGGCUGCUGCUGCUGCAGGUCUGGGCGAGCUGCCUCUGGGAGGGACAGGGUGAGGUGGUGACAUCCUUUGAAAGCUGUCUACAGUUUUUCUACCAGAGUGUCAUCCCAGAUAAUGCCCUGACACCACAGAGACCAGCCAGGAUCUGCCAGACCUUAAACAACCAGCAAUUCUUUGCCACCUUGUACGACAAAGAGAAGCGUAUUCCUGUGUACUCUGCUUACAUCUACGAGCCUGCAAAUUUGACCACAAAACACACAUGGACGGUGGAGCCCCAGCUGAUACGUUCAAACUUGUCCAGAAACAUGAAAACAGUGCGGACCCUCAGAAAUCAAUACCAUGUCACAAUACAGAAGAUCAUUGAUAGCCAGGCUGUCAGGGUAGACUAUUACCGCAGUGGUUGGGACCGUGGCCAUUUGAACCCCAAUGGCCACCACAGCAGCCUGGACAGCAGGAAUGCGACCUUCACCCUCACCAACAUAGUGCCCAUGUACCCAACACUCAACCGAGUCGCCUGGAAAAACUACGAGCAGCAAACGAUGCACAGUAAAAGCCAGGGCUGUCAAACCACCUACGUCAUUGUGGGGGCUGUGCCUGGGAACUCCUCCAUCAGCCGUGACAGGGUGAAUAUACCCAGCCACAUCUGGUCCGGUGCCUGCUGCGAGACCAACAACAACAACAGGAGUGCUUGGGCUGCCAUUGCCCAGAACAACCAGAACCAGGUCGAUAUCAUCACUCUGGGGCAGCUGGAGGUCAAAUUGGCCAACCUGUAUGGAGUGCAAAAUGUUUCCCUCUUUCACGUGGACUGUCCCCGUAUAUAA
This is a messenger RNA of Myiozetetes cayanensis, 825 nucleotides long. RefSeq names its product endonuclease domain-containing 1 protein-like. Bases 1 to 825 code for a protein of 274 amino acids. Lineage: Eukaryota; Metazoa; Chordata; Aves; Passeriformes; Tyrannidae. The transcript has 2 exons. The record is from RefSeq and is a predicted model, not a curated record. Gene Ontology annotation, molecular function: nucleic acid binding; metal ion binding; hydrolase activity.